Molecule: messenger RNA, 795 nt
Organism: Dibothriocephalus latus
Lineage: Eukaryota; Metazoa; Platyhelminthes; Cestoda; Diphyllobothriidea; Diphyllobothriidae
Source: the annotation of a GenBank genome assembly
AUGACAACCGAAACACCACUUACUUGCUCGUUGUUAAAUGACAACGCCAAGCGCUUUGCACGAAUACCCUCUCUUUGCCUUGAUUCUUGCCUCGAUCGAUCGGGACUAACCGAAAUCGAUGCGGUCUUAUUCCUCCCUGUAUGUCUAUGUAACCUCUGGUUACUGCUGCUCUUGGUUCCAGGCUUCCUCUACUUCUGGGGCGUCGUCUUCGUACUGUCCACUACGGCAGUGGCCUUUCUCAAGUCCGAGGUGGUGGUGGACACCUCGCCACGUCCACGACGCUCCUCCCCAGAUGAUGCUGAGGCCGAUAAGCAAUCAUCGUACGACUAUUCUCCGGACGGGGAACUGAGGGUGCCUCUGGUAACGACCAGCGGGGAUGGUGAAAGCUGCCCGGCGGCGUUGGAAGUGGAGGUAAACGGCCUCGCCAACGGCGCAGUCGUCUCCCCUCUGGCACAACGGCGUGCAAGUGUGGACCUCUCAGCCGAAAGCUCCGACAACAGCAACAACCACGCGAGCAUGCUCAACGAGUCCCGACUGAGUUUGCCAGCUGAUGCAGCGGAGAAAAAGAGGAGAGGGAGAGGAACGAGUGACGCGGAGGGAGGCAAGAAGAAGGAGGACCAGGGUGAACGUCACUUGUCUCUAAGCCAGACCUACAGCGUAAUGCUGGGUGUGUUGCGACUUCGUCCCAUCCUCAAGUACAUUCUAUUCGUCUUCCUUGUAAAGGUGAGUCCAUGCAAUGGUUUGUGUGUGUAUGUGUGUGUGUCUGUCUGUCUGUCUGUCAAUUCCCCUUGUUGA